CCUAUCCCUGAGAGUAUGUACGGUGCUACAGGCUUAACGAGGACUAUUCUUAAAUGUUUAAUGUUUUGACAGUUACCAGAGAGAGAAUAAAUGUCUCGCAAUCAAUCAUUUUGAAUGCGUUUAAUAAAUACUUUUAUAUUUUAGGCUAUUGCUAUUAUUGGUUAAAGUUUAGGCUACUAGCCUAUAUGGUCCAAUGGGAAUUCGGGAGAUCCAACGCAAUUGUGGAAAUAUUGACCGAGGGCUCUAGCCUACCUUUGGACUAGCAAAUAAAAGGAGUUGUCGUUACUAGCGGUCGUUACCGAAAUGUCUGACUGGACGGAUAUUCUACCGAGAUACAUGAAGAAAUAAAACGCUCCAACUAUCCUCCACUGGUCUUUUUUUUGGACGGAGAUGGUCUCGCGUGGAAUAACGGAUUUGUGAAGCUAUGGCGCUCGGGCACGGCUCCAAAAAGUCGCGCUCCUGUGAUUUGGAGGUUUCACCAGCUCCUGUGGACCUGCCAUUGGAAUGGGUGGGGCCCGGUAACAAAGCCUCCAUGGCGCCCUCUAAGAUGUUGAGACGACCCUGCAGGUGUCUCCUAGCCUUCCUUAUCAUCGUCACCAUCAUCAUCCUCUCGGGAGGAGCAGCUCUGGCAUGGUACUUCCUGGAGUACAGGGUAUGGGUACUGGAGCCCAGGGUACAACAGCAGUAUACUGCUAGACUCUCUAUCCUCAACAGGAACUAUUCCUCUGGUCUCUCCUCUCACACCAGCCCAGCCUUCACAGCCCAGGCAAAGGAAGUACAAGACAUGGUGAGGAGGAUAGUGAAGGGCUCAGACCUAUCUCGCUACUUCAACUCCACCAAAGUCUUUGCUUUUGGGGAGGGAAGUGUGGUGGCACACUUCUGGCUGGUACUGUCAGUCCCCGACAGCCAUGUUGGUAAGGUAACUAUGGAGCGAGUCAGCAGCUGCCUACACAGUCUACUAGGGGCCUACAGAGGGAGCGACAGAGAGGAGACUGCUAACUAUGGAGAAUAUCUGUUGCAUCUUCCCUCUUUCUCUAUCACAGAAACAGACCCCAAAGUUGUAGAACUUUUGAAAGCUUCAUUUGACUGCUACAGGUACCAGGUGGUCAGCUCCAGCACAGCGGUGGCUAUGAGGGGACCUAACACCCAGCGCUCAUCCUGCCUUUGGCACCUCAGGGCCCCGCAAGGUUCCAGCACCCAGAGUUUCAGACUGGAGCUGAGGAUGGAGUGGCUGCUACCAGAGUGUAGAGAUAGACUGGCUGUCUAUGAUGGUUUAACACCUACUGAUACUCACCUCAUCACCUCUCUGUAUGGCUGCAGCAGACAAGAGCGUGUUGUUCAUGUGUUGUCAUCAGGAGAGUGGAUGACAGUGGUCUGGAAACAGGGUCUCUACAACUACAAAGACCCCUUCUCCCUGUCUGCACAGGCCUGGACCACUGAAAUGUGUUCCUCCAACAUAGAGCUGCAGCCAGUAUCAGGGGUACAGGGUAGUCUACGUACCCCCUUCUAUCCCAGCUACUACCCACCAGACACCAACUGUACCUGGACAUUCACUGUGAGGCCCUCUGCAGACUAUGGACUAUCACUGGACAGUAUGAAGGUUAUGAGCUGAGCAGGGCCACACUAUAACCAGGCCUGUACACAAGGACAGUGGAUGGUACAGAACACCAGGUUCUGUGGGACGAGAGGUCUCCAGCCGUAUGCUGAGCGCCUCUACCUUCUCUCCACGGCAACCAGAGUUGUCAUGACGUCCGAGGUGUCAAUCACAGGGCCUGGACUCCAGGUCCACUACAGCCUUUUCAACCAAUCAGAUCCCUGUCCUGGUCAGUUCCUGUGUACUCUAAAUGGUCUGUGUGUUCCAUCCUGUGACGGCAUCAAAGACUGCCCCAACGGACUGGACGAGAGGAACUGUGUGUGUACAGCCCAGUACCAGUGUCCAGAGGACAGUCAGUGUGUUGACUACUUCAAGGUGUGUGACCAGCACCCAGACUGCCUUGAGGCCAUGGAUGAAGAGAACUGCACAGAGGGUGUACAGUGUACAGACCAGACGUAUGUGUGUGUCUCUAGGUGUACAGACCAGACGUAUGUGUGUGUCUCUAGGUGUACAGACCAGACGUAUGUGUGUGUCUCUAGGUGUACAGUGUACAGACCAGACGUGUACAGUGUACAGACAGGGUAUGUGUAUGUCUGUGCUGACGGGACGUGUCUGAAGAAGCCCAAUCCAGAGUGUGACUUCAUCACCGACUGUCCUGAUGCCUCCGAUGAGAGACACUGUGACUGUGGUCUGAGGCAAUUCACCAGUCGCGUUGUGGGAGCAGUCAACGCUACUGAAGGGGAGUGGCCAUGGCAGGUCAGCCUUCAGAUCAGUGGACGUCAUGUCUGUGGGGGGGCUCUGGUCUCCAGCCAAUGGGUGGUGUCCGCUGCCCACUGUUUCUAUGAUGACCGUCUCUCUCCCAGAGCGUGGACGGUCUACCUAGGUAAGUUCCUAUUGAACCGCAGCAGUCAGAUGGAGGAUGCCAUUCGGGUGCAACAGAUCCUCCUGCACCAGUACUACGAUGACGAGACACACGAUUAUGACUUGGCUUUGCUGCGACUGGAGAGACCUGCAGCCCCAGGCACCCUGGCCCAGCCCGCCUGCCUGCCGUCACCUACACACCAGCAAGAACCUGAGCUACUCUGUUGGGUCACGGGCUGGGGGCGCUACGUGAAGGAGCAGCACAAAUACUUAAAAAGGAAAAUGUAUUUUAAGAAAGGCACUCCCAGUAACGUGCUGCAGAAGGUGGACGUGCGUCUGGUGAGCGAGGAGGCCUGCUUCCGUUCCUACGGUUACAUGGUCACUCCCAGGAUGUUGUGUGCCGGCUACCGCAGCGGAGAGAAGGAUGCCUGUCAGGGUGACUCGGGCGGUCCGUUGGUCUGCCAGGAGAACUCGGGCCGUUGGUUCCUAGCGGGCGUGGUCAGCUGGGGAAAGGGGUGUGGCCGGGCCGACUACUACGGCGUCUACACCCGCGUCACCAAACUCACCGGCUGGAUCAAAGAACACAUCUCUGGACCUGGCUGACCUUCAUCAUUCUCACCAUCAUCAUCAUCAUCAUCAUCAUCAUCAUCAUCAUCAUCAUCAUCAUCAUCAUCAUCAUCCCAAAACAUUGUUAUCAUGUAGUAAUUGAUGUGAUCUAUUCUCUGUGUCAGUCCUUAGUAUAUUUAGAUGUCCGUCAGGGUUUUAACAGUGUCAUUGACCUUCUGGCAGUAUGGCACCAAAGUUCAUCAACCUAACAAGCAGACUUUCUGUCUCCUCUGGGCAAAUACACACUCUGCAGUAUUGGGCUCUACAUUCAACACUGUCACCUAGUGGAAGAUGUUAGAAUUACAACAUAAUUAAUAACUACCAUACCAAGGCAAUAGGCCCCUCAAAUUCAAAUCUGGACCUUAAAGCUCCACUGCUUUUGUUCAUUCAUCCCCUAAUCAGGGAUGGACUUACACCUGCGACACCAGGUGUGUGCAAUUAAUUAUCAGGUAGAACAGAAAACCAGCAGUACUCUGCACCUCGUAGGGUCAGAUUUGAAUGCACCUGCUUGAGUCCUUCAUCGAAUGUUUGUCUGUUUAUAUACUGAUGUGGAUUGGAAUGGGUUGGGCACAGAUCUAAUGUUUGUCUGUUUAUAUACUGAUGUGGAUUGGAAUGGGUUGGGCACAGAUCUAAUGUUUGUCUGUUUAUAUACUGAUGUGGAUUGGAAUGGGUUAGGCACAGAUCUAAUGUUUGUCUGUUUAUAUACUGAUGUGGAUUGGAAUGGGUUGGGCACAGAUCUAAUGUUUGUCUGUUUAUAUACUGAUGUGGAUUGGAAUGGGUUGGGCACAGAUCUAAUGUUUGUCUGUUUAUAUACUGAUGUGGAUUGGAAUGGGUUAGGCACAGAUCUAAUGUUUGUCUGUUUAUAUACUGAUGUGGAUUGGAAUGGGUUGGGCACAGAUCUAAUGUUUGUCUGUUUAUAUACUGAUGUGGAUUGGAAUGGGUUAGGCACAGAUCUAAUGUUUGUCUGUUUAUAUACUGAUGUGGAUUGGAAUGGGUUAGGCACAGAUCUAAUGUUUGUCUGUUUAUAUACUGAUGUGGAUUGGAAUGGGUUAGGCACAGAUCUAAUGUUUGUCUGUUUAUAUACUGAUGUGGAUUGGAAUGGGUUAGGCACAGAUCUAAUGUUUGUCUGUUUAUAUACUGAUGUGGAUUGGAAUGGGUUAGGCACAGAUCUAAUGUUUGUCUGUUUAUAUACUGAUGUGGAUUGGAAUGGGUUAGGCACAGAUCUAAUGUUUGUCUGUUUAUAUACUGAUGUGGAUUGGAAUGGGUUAGACACAGAUCUAAUGUUUGUCUGUUUAUAUACUGAUGUGGAUUGGAAUGGGUUGGGCACAGAUCUAAUGUUUGUCUGUUUAUAUACUGAUGUGGAUUGGAAUGGGUUAGGCACAGAUCUAAUGUUUGUCUGUUUAUAUACUGAUGUGGAUUGGAAUGGGUUGGGCACAGAUCUAAUGUUUGUCUGUUUAUAUACUGAUGUGGAUUGGAAUGGGUUAGGCACAGAUCUAAUGUUUGUCUGUUUAUAUACUGAUGUGGAUUGGAAUGGGUUAGGCACAGAUCUAAUGUUUGUCUGUUUAUAUACUGAUGUGGAUUGGAAUGGGUUGGGCACAGAUCUAAUGUUUGUCUGUUUAUAUACUGAUGUGGAUUGGAAUGGGUUGGGCACAGAUCUAAUGUUUGUCUGUUUAUAUACUGAUGUGGAUUGGAAUGGGCUAGGCACAGAUCUAAUGUUUGUCUGUUUAUAUACUGAUGUGGGUUGGAAUGGGUUAGACACAGAUCUAAUGUUUGUCUGUUUAUAUACUGCUGUGGAUUGGAAUGGGUUAGGCACAGAUCUAAUGUUUGUCUGUUUAUAUACUGAUGUGGAUUGGAAUGGGUUGGGCACAGAUCUAAUGUUUAUCUGUUUAUAUACUGAUGUGGAUUGGAAUGGGUUGGGCACAGAUCUAAUGUUUGUCUGUUUAUAUACUGAUGUGGAUUGGAAUGGGUUGGGCACAGAUCUAAUGUUUGUCUGUUUAUAUACUGCUGUGGAUUGGAAUGGGUUAGGCACAGAUCUAAUGUUUGUCUGUUUAUAUACUGAUGUGGAUUGGAAUGGGUUGGGCACAGAUCUAAUGUUUAUCUGUUUAUAUACUGAUUUGGAAUGGGUUGGGCACAGAUCUAAUGUUUGUCUGUUUAUAUACUGAUGUGGAUUGGAAUGGGUUGGGCACAGAUCAUUUCAGUCAGUGCACUACAUUUGAAAUGCUGAUUGCCUUCAGUGUAUUUCAUUGCAUGAGGUUUCUGAUGAAAGCCAUUGAAGGCCAAAACGUCAAUCUUUAAAAUGAUGAGCGUGACUUGCGCCGUUUCCUUUUCAAUUACAUGAUUUUCAUCAUUGAAAAUUAGAGCUUGUAAACCUUUCAAAACAUGAGGGAAUCCUAACUGGCAUCCUAUUCCCUCUGGGCUCUGGUUUAAAGUAGUGCACUAUAUAGGGAAUAGGGCGCCAUUUGGGACGCCAACCGUGAGGGUCGGAGUCAUCAUGAGGUUUCAUCAAUAAACCAGCAGAACUGUAA
This is a messenger RNA of Oncorhynchus keta (chum salmon), 5586 nucleotides long. RefSeq names its product transmembrane protease serine 6-like. The transcript has 20 exons. Gene Ontology annotation, molecular function: protein binding; serine-type endopeptidase activity. The record is from RefSeq and is a predicted model, not a curated record. Lineage: Eukaryota; Metazoa; Chordata; Actinopteri; Salmoniformes; Salmonidae. Gene Ontology annotation, biological process: proteolysis.